This is a messenger RNA of Vigna unguiculata (cowpea), 285 nucleotides long. Its product is annotated as EPIDERMAL PATTERNING FACTOR-like protein. Gene Ontology annotation, biological process: stomatal complex development; guard cell differentiation. The record is from RefSeq and is a predicted model, not a curated record. Lineage: Eukaryota; Viridiplantae; Streptophyta; Magnoliopsida; Fabales; Fabaceae.
AUGGCACCACAAAGCAGAAACAGAUUCAAAGUUGCACUCAUCUUGGCUUUCUUCUUUUUCCUCAUUCUUCUACUUCCUGAAUCAGUGAGAGGUGAUAGAAGAAGAAAUAGUUUGGAAGAAAAGAGAGUGAUGAUAGGGUCAAAGCCUCCAGCUUGUAGAAACAAGUGCAUGAAGUGCAAGCCUUGCACAGCAACUGUGGUGGUUCCUAAUCACAAGAGUCAGGAUGAUAGCUAUUACCUUCUUUCAUGGAAAUGCAGAUGUGGGGAUAAGUUCUUUCAGCCAUAG